Molecule: messenger RNA, 1510 nt
Organism: Onthophagus taurus
Lineage: Eukaryota; Metazoa; Arthropoda; Insecta; Coleoptera; Scarabaeidae
Product: xylose isomerase-like
Biological process (GO): carbohydrate metabolic process
Molecular function (GO): xylose isomerase activity
Source: RefSeq, a predicted model, not a curated record
GCGAAUUGCGACAUCUCGGGCACAGACCGUCUCCGUCAGCGUAAUCGAAGAGGAGCUAAAAUGUUUGCGACAGGUAACAUCAAACGCCAAAAGACUCGCGAGCAAACAAGGAGUUUGGACAACGACAAUUUCCCAGUUAUGGGACGAAUCGAUUACAAACCGGACGCUUCUUACACUCAUCAUGAAGACAACUUCUAUUUUCGUUAUUAUAAUUCAAACGAACGCUUACAUGGGAGGACCAUGGAGGAUUGGUUGAGACCCAGCAUUUUUCUUGGAAAAGCUUUUACUCCUUAUCCUGGAUGUGCCCCAAGACCAUGGAGUGAAAACCCAACUGGAUUAUACAAUGUUCAAAAUACUCAUAGUUUGGAAAAUUAUAAAAGAGGAGUUCGGGCUAUGUUUGAAUUGUGUAUGAAAAUGGGAUUGAAGUAUUGGUCUGCUUAUGAUAGAGAUUUGGCACCUGAAGGAGAAACAUCCGAAGAAACGCAAUACAAUUACGAGCAAAUUGUCGAAUUAAUUCAAGAGUACCAGCAAAAAAGUGGAAUUCGUCCUUUAUGGAUUGGAAUCGAUUUUAAAAAUACUUACAAAUUUCGUAAUGGAGCAGUAACCAACCCAGAAGCCACCGUGGUAACUUACGCCGGAUAUCAAACAAAACGAGCUUUGGACAUUGCAAACAAAUUGGGGGCUGAAAACGUAAUGUUUUCUGGCUCCCAAGAAGGUUAUUUCAACGUCAUGAACACCGAUUUAAAUCGAGAAAUGAAAAAUUUCCACAAAUUCCUCAAAUUGAUGAUCGAACAUAAGGACAGAAUCGGAUAUCGCGGCCAAUUAUUGAUGCAAACCGUUUUCGAUACGCGAAAUAAAAACGAGGGGAGUAAAUAUUGUUACGAUUUUUCCAGUACUCUUUGUUUUUUGAAACAUUACAAUUUGGAUCGACAAGUUAAAUUGGUUGUUAAACCGGGACAUUUUACUUAUAUGGCAAAUGUUUAUGGAAGUUUGGGUUCGGUUGAUGUUAAAAACAAAAACCUUUACGACAUUCAUAAAGCUUCCAUGACCAUGAAAUCGAUCGUUGAAAAUGGAGGAAUGUCACCAGGCGGAUUGACUUUUUAUGUACCGCAUCAUAAAAGCACUUUUGACGCCAAAGAUUUAGCGGAAGCUUUUAUCACUGCCGUUGAUACUUAUGCUAAAGCUCUUCGUAUUGCUAUCAAAUUUAUAAAUGAUAUUCAAUUGAAUAAGAGUAUUCAGAUGAGAUAUGUUAGUUUUUCUUCUGGUUGGGGUUCAAAAUUCAAUAGUUCAGAGGCGAAUUUGGAUGAUUGCGAAGAUCAAUGCAGAAAACAAGAAUCGAACGUGAUGUUGCCGCCUCCAUCUCGUUCCGAACAUUGGCAAGCAGUUUUAACCAGAAACGUUGAAACGCCAUUUCUCAAGUAGGAAGAAGAUUUUUAUGUUGUGUUACAAGAUUCAGCACUCAUUACACUUUUAAAUAAAUAAUAAAAGUGUUAAUUGGUUUAAUUACCUU